AUGCCCGCUAUUUGCUGCUGCGGUACUUUCUGCAACGGCGGUAGUCCAUUGGUGGUAAGACUUCCGGCGACAAGAUGGUCUCCAACCUCACGGAAAUCUCUGUCCCGGCCAACUGCUCAAGAAUCGUUCCAGCUGAUAUCACUGCGUCGGCCCCGGCAACCUCCCACCGGAAACCAACCUAUCCCGCUCCCGGACAAUCCUUCCUCUCAAAAAAAGGUCUUCGAAAUCUGUAACGACGAUGACGAACUCAGCUCGGAGGACUCUUCGUGUUCUCCCUCCGAUGUCCUCAUGCUCAUGGACGCCCUGCGGCUCCCGGUGGAGGAGGACCUUUACUUGUCCCUCAUCAAGGAGUGCGCCGAGUCCAAGAACGCAUCCCACGGCGCCGCUCUCUACUCCCACGUCCGACGAACCUGCCCUGGCCUCCUCCGCCGCCCCGCCGGCUUGCUCCUCGCCAACCGCUUCCUGCAAUUAUUUGCUGCCUAUGGCUGCUCUUCCGCCGUCCUUCGCCUGUUCGACCAAAUGCCUCUGAGAGAUGCAACCUCUUUUGCAGUUGUUAUCUCUUCCCUCUCUGCCGAUGGCUCCCACCGUCAGGCUCUGCAUGUGUUUGUUGAAAUGCACAUGAGAACCGGUGAUCGUUGUUUGCCAGUGCUUGAGCCCAGAGUUUGCUGGUUGGCUGCUCUUGGUGUCAUUCUCAGGUCAUGCGUUCAUGCUGGGGAGCUGUAUUUUGGGCUUCAGCUCCAUGGGUUGGUCAUCAAGGUGCUCGGAAGCUGUGAGGGUGCUGUCUUUGGUGAUUUGGAGGAUUCACUUCUCCAAUUCUACAGCAAGUUUCAACACCAAGAAAGUGCCAUGUCAGUGUUCAAGAGAGCAAUCUCAGUCUCAAGGAGUGCAGGUUCAUGGACGAGUAUGAUCACUGGGUACUACAGACAGGGCCAAUUCAAGGAGGCCAUCUACCUCUUUAGGGAGAUGGGAAGAGCAGGAAAGAAAAGGAAUUUCUACAUUUUGUCGAGCACCCUGCCAGCAUGCGCCAAGAUGAGGGAUGCCGGCUGGAGCGGCAAGCAAGUUCAUGCCAUUGCCAUUAAACUUGGGGCGAGUUCAGAUAAGUUUGUGUGCAGUAGCCUGGUGGACAUGUACAUGAAACAUGAGCUCCCAAUUGAGGGGCAAAGGGCAUUUGACUCAAUGGAUGGCUUGCGAGAUUAUGUGUGCUGGAAUGCAUUGCUAAUUGGCUAUGCGCAGAGAGGAUAUGUCGUCGAUGCUGCCAAGUUAUUGAACAAGAUGAAGGCUAAUGGAAUUGAACCGCAAGAAUCAACUGUCAAUCACUUCUUGAUGGCAUUCAAUGGUGCUUUGUAUUGGAACAUGGAUUGA
Messenger RNA from Zingiber officinale, 1362 nucleotides. RefSeq names its product pentatricopeptide repeat-containing protein At1g31790-like. The transcript has a single exon. Bases 1 to 1362 code for a protein of 453 amino acids. NCBI's taxonomy places the organism in Eukaryota, Viridiplantae, Streptophyta, Magnoliopsida, Zingiberales, Zingiberaceae. Gene Ontology annotation, biological process: RNA modification. The record is from RefSeq and is a predicted model, not a curated record. Gene Ontology annotation, molecular function: RNA binding; protein binding.